CUGGUCUAAGUCCAAAUGGAGGCGGAGCUCCGUGCCCGCGCCGCCGCCCCGCCAGCCAAGGAGCGGGACACGCCGCCGCCCUCCCCCGCCGCCGCCGCGGAGGAGGACGCGCCGCUCCUCCCGGGCGACGGCGGCGUCCGGCGGCGGGCGAUGAGGGAGCGGUUCGCCCAGCGCAGCGACUCCUUCCGCCGGGAGGUCGGCCGCGCGGCCGCCGAGACCUUCCUCCUCACCCGCCUCACGCUCACCCUCCUCCGCUACCUCGGGAUAGGCUACAGAUGGAUCCGCCAGUUCCUAGCCCUCUGCUGUUAUGCUCUAUUGCUCAUGCCUGGUUUUAUUCAAGUUUUAUACUAUUACUUCUUCUCAAGACAAGUUCAUAGGAGUGUUGUAUACGGAGAACAACCAAGAAACAGAUUGGAUUUGUAUAUACCAGCUGGCACAACAGGGUUGAAGCCGGUCGUGGCAUUCGUCACUGGUGGAGCAUGGAUCAUAGGGUACAAAGGAUGGGGUGCUCUUUUAGGAAGACGCUUGGCAGAAAGGGGCAUCUUAGUUGCAUGUAUUGAUUACAGAAACUUUCCUCAGGGUACCAUUGGUGACAUGGUAGAAGAUGUAUCCCAAGGAAUCUCAUUUGUCUGCAACAAUAUAGCUAGAUAUGGAGGUGAUCCUGAAAGGAUUUAUCUUGUUGGACAAUCUGCUGGUGCACAUAUUGCUGCGUGUACUCUCGUAAAUCAAGCUAUUAAAGAAUGUGGUGAAGGAGAUACUUCCAAUUGGAGUGUUGGGCAACUAAAAGCUUACUUCGGUAUUUCUGGCGGUUAUAAUCUUCUCAACUUGGUUGAUCAUUUCCAUAGGCGUGGUCUGUACCGAUCCGUCUUUCUCAGCAUUAUGGAAGGUCAGGAAUCCUUGAGGAAAUUUUCUCCGCAAGUGUUGGUUAAGGACGCAGCUGUUAGAUCUGCAGUUCCUCUAUUGCCCCAUAUCAUCCUUCUCCACGGGACAAGUGAUUGUUCAAUGCCGUGUGCUGAAAGUGAAGCUUUCCUUGAUGCUUUACAACAGCGUGGUGCUAAAGUGGAUCUGUUCUUAUAUGAAGGAAAGACACAUACUGAUUUAUUUCUUCAGGAUCCUCUUCGGGGCGGUAGGGAUAAGAUGCUGGAAGAGAUUGUCGCCACGAUACAUAAGGAUGAUCCAAGCGAGUCAACCCAGGACCUUGCUGUGCCAGUUGCACGCCGUCUUGUUCCUGAAUUCAUGCUGAUGCUUGCUGGGAGAGUAAGCCCUUUCUGAAGAUGCUGAAGUGUUAUGCAGUGCGGCAGCGGUCCAAGUGGGGAUGCUGAUUUAAGUAAUGUCUGAUGGUUUCAUGCAUAUGUAUGUAAGAUGUGUACACUAUGGAUGCUGAUUGAAAUACUGUCUGAUGGUUUCAUGCAUAUGCAUGUAAGAUGUGUACACUAGUUGAGCAA
Molecule: messenger RNA, 1445 nt
Organism: Lolium rigidum
Lineage: Eukaryota; Viridiplantae; Streptophyta; Magnoliopsida; Poales; Poaceae
Product: probable isoprenylcysteine alpha-carbonyl methylesterase ICMEL1
Exons: 11
Coding region: 16-1272 (418 amino acids)
Source: RefSeq, a predicted model, not a curated record